AUGCUUAGGUAACUUGCUUUGAAUGAUGGAAAAGCAUCAUUCGAUAAAUUGUAAUUAUAAUUGGAUUAAUUGAGAGAAGUGCAAUUUGUUGAUACAAUCAUUAUCAAUACUUCUGUUUAUGACUAUUGCUACUUGAAAGAGGGAAAGUUUACCAUAAAUCUUAACUGGAUAGCAUUCAGAUGAAUCAUUUCAAUUUGAACUUAUUAAGCAGAUGUAUUUUAAUUAUGAUUAUAGUGAACAUAAAUUUAAGGAAGCAACUAAAACAUAUUUAUUACCUUCAAUUUAUCCUGCAGCACCAAUUCAAAAAUAAAAAAUACUUACAAAAAUAUGUAAAGAAUACAAAGAGUCAAUUGGAUUUAAAUGGAAAGUACAUUCUUUUUACAUCAAUUCAGGAUUCAGACUUAAAUUUUUAUUCCAAUCCUCAUACUGAUAUAUUUAAUAAAUGUGAUUUAAUGGAAUUUCUUUCAGAUUUUACCUAAAAAUUUCAUUUCAAAUUAAAAUUAUUUUUAAUGAAAAGAAGUACCAUAGAAUGA
Paramecium sonneborni is the source of this 533-nucleotide messenger RNA. The record is from the annotation of a GenBank genome assembly. Lineage: Eukaryota; Ciliophora; Oligohymenophorea; Peniculida; Parameciidae.